UCGCAGUCUUAUGCCGACUAGCCAGCCAUUCCGGAUUGAGCGCUGCAGCUCCCCCCUUUAGACUCUCGCUACGUCAUGACUGCCGCUACGUCCGGUCCUUUGUUGCGUCCCUUGUUGGCCGCCUGCUUCUCCGCCAGCGUGCACGGCGGCAGCGUUAUUCGCGAGGUAGUGCAGCAGCAAGUUUCGCUCGACAUGGUCAACAAACAGGAGGGCGCGUACGACCCGCAGACUGUAGCUGACCGCCGCUCUCAACAACGGAUUAUCUACGCAUUACGCGAGGCCUUUCCCCAGAUCACCAUAGUGGGCGAAGAGGGCGAACUCGCCCCUCCAGCACCUGAAGAUGCGGUGCAGUGCGACCUGCAAGCUCUCGACAGCGUCACCUUUGACGGCGACGACACUCUGAACUGGGACGACCUCGUAUUGUGGGUGGACCCACUGGACGGCACCAAACGCUUCGCCGAUAAGAUGUACGACGAGGUCUCGGUGCUUAUUGGCAUCACCUACAAGAUGCGUCCCAUCGCGGGCGUCGUGCAUCUUCCCUUCCACGGAAAACACGGCGUCACCUACUGGGGUGGUCCGGGUGUUGGAGUCUUCCGCAGUGAGCAUGAGGAGAAUGAGGCUCAGACGACACACGCCAAGUUCUCUAAACAAUCUCCCAUGUUCCCGCAGCGUCCGCUGGUCUGCACUGUGUCGUCCACCAACUGCGACCAGGUGAACAGCGCGUUACGGUUGCUAGCGCCCUCUAACGUCCUGACGGGCGGUGCGACUGGCACGAUGGUGCUCGGUGUCAUCACCGGCCACAGCGACUCUUUCUUCCGGUUCAAAGCGGCCACUCGCAAGUGGGAUAUCUGUGCUGUUGAGCCUCUGAUCGAGGCACUCGGCGGCAAACUCACCGACACGCAGGGCAACGUGUACGUGUACGACCACAUCGCCAACGCGCCCGACUUCGACAACGAACGCGGCCUGAUCGCGUGUGUGGAACCGGAGGCUCACACGAACGUACUGAACGCCAUGGCCAAGGUCAACCUCACGAGUGCAUUGGACGGUCGAGAGAUGACGCCGCAGUGGUUUCAAGACUGUGUUUUCCCCGGUCGACAAGUGUCGGCGGUGCACGUGGUGCCCGGUUCAAUCCACCAAGGCAAACACUCUGCUGUGGCCAAGUUGGAGGUGCAUUUCGCUGAUAACGACAGCAAGACGACGCUGUUUCUCAAGAAAUCCGCGAGGAACGAGCUGCCGGCGAGAUCGGCGGCACACUGGAAGCGCGACAUCGCCUCAUAUCGCACCGAGGCCACGUUCUACGCCAAUUUCGCGUCGUCGCUACAGUCUCGCGGUGUAUCUCUCGUCCGACCGCUUGCAGUGUUUCAAAGUGAUGCUGCUGGCCACUGUACGGGAAACCUGGUUGCUAGCGAUACAGCGACGUGUUCAGAGCCUGAGAACUUCGUCAUGUUGCUAGAAUGCCUUGGUGCAACAUCUCCCGACUCCUCGCUUGGCAACUACGAGGCUGCGGACUGUCUGGAGCUCGAAGACACUCGUCAGGCAUUGGGUUAUCUUGCUAAUCUACAUGCGUCAGCGUGGGGACAAGAGAAAUUAGUUAACCAGGCUAGUUCCGAGCUCUGGCCGGCGGCGUGCUGGUGGGCGUUCUCGAAGCGAGGCGAGAAGGAGCUCGCACAGGCGUCUGACAUUUGGCCACAGAUGCUCAGCAACUGGGAGAAAGUAUUCGACGCCGAAUCUUCCCUACCGUCGACUAUAGAGCUAGAAUCGCUGGGAGAGCGCAUGAUCGAGCAUGCUGCAUACAUCAGUAGCUGUCUGUCCGUGGAUGCCAACGCUGCGUUGAGUACAGUAGUUCACGGCGACUUCAAGAGCGCCAACCUGUUCUUCGAGACGCAAUCACGAGAGGUCAUCGCGUUCGACUGGCAGUGGAGUGGGGUGGGUCUCGGCGCUAUGGACGUCGCUAACCUGCUUAACACUUCGGUGAGCAUCUCACUGCUUGGUACCGACGAGGGUGAGCUGGAACUGCUGCAGUUCUACUACGACCGUCUACAGGAGAGACUGCAGACGCUCGGCGUCACGUUUAACUACCCGUUUGAAGCUUUUGAGCGGCAUUAUACGUUGGCUACGCUCGAGUACGCGCGUCUACUGAUCUCCAACUUCUGGAAACGAAUGACGCCUCAAAGUUGCGUGGCGAAAGCCAACAACGCCAACUGUGGACUCGGCUACCGAUCCGUCCCACACGUUGUGCGUAUGGUGCGUAAGCUGCACCGAGGCUUGGAGCAGGUUAACUCGGAGCGACUGAUCUCAUAAUUUACUUGUUCUUUUAACUGGAUCUAGAGUUUUCUACUUGUGUACAUGCACGCGUUCAC
Messenger RNA from Phytophthora nicotianae INRA-310, 2360 nucleotides. RefSeq lists its product as hypothetical. The record is from RefSeq and is a predicted model, not a curated record. The coding region runs from base 76 to 2301 and encodes 741 amino acids. The transcript has 3 exons. Gene Ontology annotation, biological process: phosphatidylinositol phosphate biosynthetic process. Lineage: Eukaryota; Oomycota; Peronosporomycetes; Peronosporales; Peronosporaceae.